AUGCCGGUGUCCGCAGCCAUCCUCUGCCUCGUCGCCUCACUGCUGCCCGCCGCCUCCGGCUCCCUCUGGGCCUGGAUGUACUCCUUGCCCCAGCACCCGCCCGACGCCGCCGCGCUGGGCAGGAGAGCCGGCCCUGGGGACAGCCUGGAGGAGGUGACGGCGUGCAGCCCGGCCACCCCCUGCGCCCACGGGCACUUCUGCGACGAGCACUUCGGGCUGUGCCUGCCCACGCGCCCCGUGGGGCAGUACUGCCGCCGGGACCCCCACUGCGCCCACGGUCUCCUCUGCAUGUUCGGGAAGUGCCAGCAGCCCGUGCCCGCCGGGCAGGAGGGAGCCCGGUGCCAGCGGGACGAGGACUGCGGCGCCGACGGCUGCUGCGCGCGGCAGCACGGCGAGCGGGUGUGCCAGCGGCGGCUGGCGCUGGCCCAGAGCUGCCAUGUGCCACCCGGGGGUCUGGCCUUCAGCAUCAACCAGGUCUGCCCCUGCCAGGCCGGGCUGGUCUGCCGGGCCACCGCGCCCGGGCGAGAGAAGGCGUUCGAGUACUGGCCGGAGAAGAGCGAGUGGAGGUGUCGGCAGCCCUGA
Molecule: messenger RNA, 582 nt
Organism: Gavia stellata (red-throated loon)
Lineage: Eukaryota; Metazoa; Chordata; Aves; Gaviiformes; Gaviidae
Product: dickkopf-related protein 3-like
Exons: 4
Coding region: 1-582 (193 amino acids)
Biological process (GO): negative regulation of canonical Wnt signaling pathway; multicellular organism development
Cellular component (GO): extracellular region
Molecular function (GO): receptor antagonist activity; co-receptor binding
Source: RefSeq, a predicted model, not a curated record